Messenger RNA from Leucoraja erinaceus (little skate), 6896 nucleotides. It is a transcript of the gene mrtfba, whose product is annotated as myocardin related transcription factor Ba. The record is from RefSeq and is a predicted model, not a curated record. The transcript is spliced from 15 exons. Gene Ontology annotation, biological process: smooth muscle cell differentiation. Lineage: Eukaryota; Metazoa; Chordata; Chondrichthyes; Rajiformes; Rajidae. The coding region runs from base 595 to 3798 and encodes 1067 amino acids.
GAGAAAACCAGAGCACCCAGAGAAAGUCCACAGGGCCACAAGGAGAACGUACAAACUCCAUGUGGACAGCACCCAUAAUCGGGAUCAAAGCCAGGUCUCUGGCGCUGUAAGGCAGCAGUUCUACCACUGCGUUGCCCUCAUUUGACAAGGCCUCUCAGCUCAUAGUGAGGGAUACAAGCUGAUUGGAGUGAAGUGCUUUUAUGGGAACUGACAUUUUUGUGGCAACUUAUUCAGGUGAUGUGCCAGCGCAAGGAAGCAAAGGUUUUUAAUCUUUCUUUUGGAACCACAGACCACAAGGACAUUCAAGAUCAUGAGUACAAAAGCUGCAUUUCCUGUGAUAAUUGGAGUCUGGCAGGAUUCCCGAGGGGGCUGAAACUGACUCACUGACUGCUUUCUGCUUUGGGGCGGCUCUGAUUGGUACUCUCACAACAGCGAGGUCUAGGUCUGCCUCUCAAAAGCAGUCUCCUGCAGUCCUAGAGCAAGCUUUUGGUGUGCACACUGGAUGCCUGGCAUAUUUUCUGUGUACUUCAAUGGAACUAAAUUACGAAUCCGAAGCAAAGUAUCGUGAAUCUGUGGGAUUUCAGUCAUUAGCAGAUGGCUCUGCUGGAACCAGAGAGGAACAUUGCGUUAGAAAGUAGUUUUAAAUCAGUACUUCAAUUAAGGCUACAGCAGAGACGGACAAGAGAACAGCUGGUGGACCAGGGGAUCAUGCCACCAUUAAAGAGCCCAGCUGCAUUCCAUGAACAAAGGAGGAGUUUGGAACGAGCAAGGACUGAGGACUACCUGAAACACAAAAUACGGAGUAGGCCGGAGAGGUCUGAAUUGGUCAGAAUGCACAUAUUAGAAGAGACCUUGGCAGAGCCUUCACUGCAGGCCACUCAGAUGAAACUAAAGAGGGCCAGGCUGGCAGAUGAUCUAAAUGAAAAAAUAGCUCAAAGACCAGGUCCUAUGGAACUUGUGGAAAAGAACAUUCUCCCUGUGGAUUCCAGUUUAAAGGAAGCAAUUAAAGUAGGACAAGUCCAUUACCCCAAAACAGACACCACCUCAUUUGAUGAUGACAGUAGUGAUGCUUUGUCUCCAGAGCAGCCCGGGAGCCAGGAGUCACAAAGUUCAGCUCCUUCUCCAGUAGAACCCAAAGUGAAUGAGCUGUCGUCAUCUUCAUCCUCCCCUGUACCAAACGCCGUCAUUCAAUACCAUCCACAGCCAAUGCCUGACUUUCUGAAACCAGCUCCUCUAACUGAUCAGCAAAGUAUGCGUUCAAUAAAUACCACUCUCUCUAUAAGUAUAUCUUCCUCAAACAAGACUACUCCAACCCUAGUGAAGCAAAGCCAACCCAAAAGUGCAAAUGAUAAGAAUCGCAGCAAGAAAAACAAGGAUCCAAAACCCAGGGUGAAGCAGCUCAAGUACCACCAAUAUGUCCCACCAGACAAGAAACAUGAGAAAAUUGAACUUCCCAUGGAUACAAACUAUUCCCGUCUCCUGCAACAGCAGCAACUUUUCCUCCAGCUGCAGAUCCUCAGUCAACAACAGCAACAUUACAACUAUCCAGCCAUUCUCCCUGCACCACCAAAGUAUGUAGCACACUCCAGGCCAUCGAAUGAUAACCAGAUAACCAGCCAUAUGUCCACAACCAAUACGCUGACUAACUGCACACAGGCAGUUGCACCAGGCACAUCGUCAAGGCACAACACACCGUGCAGAAAGCUGGGAAUCCUUCCUUCUAAUCUGGAUGAAAUGAAGAUGCCAGAGCUCAAAUUGGAACUGAAACUGCGUGGACUUCCAGUAUCUGGUACAAAAGUCGACCUGAUAGAGAGACUGAAGUCAUACCAGGAUCUAAGUAACACUCCUGUCGCAGCAGCACUAGUAACUGUCUCUAUUUCUCCUAUUCCAAGAAAUCAAACUACUUCAACAUUUCCCAGUGCUGCUCUCAGUAGUGCCACAAUGACCACAGAGGCAGCCAUGACAACAAUGUCAAACAAUAUACAGUUUCAUGAGAAUUCGGUCUCCCCAACUCCCACCUCUCCAGCUCCCUCUGAACAAUCUAAUUUGAGUACCGAUGACAGCAAUCUCACAGAUAUGUUUACUGAACUGGUGACCAUGGUGUCUCCCUCACAGCUUGCAAUCCACACUUCACCUGUGAACAUGGCAGUUAAUGAAGACAACAUAGGGGCGAGCAUAGCCGGAAAUAGUUCUGCUGCGCAAGGAGUUGAUUUAACCAGUGUGGAUACCGAGAAGGACCGCAAACUGCAGGAGAAGGAGAGGCAGAUUGUAAACCUUAUGAGAAAGCUGGAGCACGAACAAAAAUUGGUGGAGGAUUUGAAGAUUCAGUUGGAAAUUGAGAAAAGAUGCCAGCAUCAGCAGCCUGUGACUGUGAAUCAGCAGCAUUUGAACUCUUCAAUCAAGGAAGAAAACACUCUCUCUAAUUAUACUACUUCAAGACAGCCAAUGGCUGUUUCUAGUCCAUCCUUGAGCCCCCCAACCAAUAUCAACAUGGGGGGACACAGUCAGAAUGCUACGAAAGGAAAUACCAUGCUUGUGAAACAAGAAGGGCCGUCGCUGACGACUGAGCAAAAGAACGUGUUCUCCCCGUUUUACGUCAAUUCAGCAAGACAAACGCAGACUGCUGUUAUUGCUCAGGCUCAGCCCCAUGCUUUACUGACCACUCAGACAGGAACUCAGCUGUUGCUUCCAUUGGCGAUCCAAGCACAGAACUCAAACCUCUGCAGCAACUCUCAGCACUUAAAAACAGGAAACGUUAAAUCACAGGCUCCUUCACAAGCACCAGUACCUGUCCCUGUCUCUGCACCUGCACAAGCUUCAGGCUCUCCAAAGCAACCACAAACACAGGAUCCUGUGACCCAACGUACUUUGACCCAGAAUGCACAGAUGAGAAAGGUUUUUAUAUCCACACCACCAUCAAGUGUAUUUCCAAACCACAUUCAAACCACAGCAUCAGUGCAGCAGUGUUUCAUAAACACUUCAGCAGGUAAUGUUCUUCAGCCAAGGACAAGCAGUAUUAAUACACCUAGCAAUGGACUCAGCUCUACACAAAAGUCUGCAUCAUCUACCUCCCCAUCUCGGUCCCAGCAACCAUUUUCAAUCCAUUCCCCGGUCUUUAGUAACGCUGUUUCGAAGACGAAAGAUCCUCCUCGAUAUGAGGAAGCUAUCAAGCAGACUCGCAAUCUAAAACAGCAGGAGGUGUUCACCGCACACAGCCAGCAGAUGGAUGACCUUUUUGAUAUCCUAAUUGAAAGUGGAGAGAUUUCACCAAUUGUCAAGGAAGAAUUGUUCCCUGCUACCAAGAUGAGAGCUGUUGUUGCCAAUAUCUCCUCCUUGCCUGUAAACUCAGCAUUGUCACGUCCGCCACCUCAAAUUCAGAUGCUUCCUCGUCCAUUGUCGAUGGAAUCAACCAAUGAUCUCUCAAUCAGUUCAGAAAAUCAACUGGAGGCCUUUCUGGAUGGUACAAUGUCAUCCAGUGACAAUGUUCCUCAAAUGUCUAUCAACCAGGAGAGCUCAGACACUCUUUCUUUAAUGGAGGAUCUUCAGAAUGACCUACUGAAUACAUCCAGCAUUCUGGAUCAGCACCAUUCUGUGAUAGACCCCUGUGAUAUGCAUUUCUCUGAUGAGAGUUCUUGCCUCAACUUGGAACUCCCGGACAGUAAUUUGGACAAUAUGGACUGGCUGGAUCUGACGAUGCCAGGUUCAAGUACAGGGCUGACUCCUGUUAAUAAUGCUGCUCCUAGUGUGUUUUCCACUGAUUUUCUGGAUGGUCACGAUCUUCAGCUUCAUUGGGAGUGAUGUAACCAGGCUUGCAGUGGUACUCAAGCAAAAAGAGUACGUUUUCUUAGUGUUGUGAGUCAAUCAUCUAGCAAUGGUUAGCACCUAAAGCUAGUAACAAAGAAAGCCAAGAUGAGAUUAUCCAGCCUGGUCCACUUGACUGUUACCAGAGAGAAGAAUGGGUAGUGAAAGAAACAAUACUUCAUGGCAAGCUGACAAUCUGGCCAUAUUAAGACUUCUUAUUUUUAUGUCACAUUUAAUCUGGUGUCAGUGGUGAAUUGUUACUGUUCUAUUGAAAUUGGAAAGAAUUUCUUCUUCAUGCAAGUGAGCUUUUCUGUGGCUGGCCUGAGCCAAAUUGCAUGAUAUUGUGGAGUUCAUUACACUGGCUGGUUCAGUGAAUUCUUAUCAGCCUGAUGAAGCACUUCAUUAUUUUAAAGCCAGAAAUGUUUUUUGAACCAAUUAUUAAUCUUUUCCAAAUUUGUACAUUUUGUGUCAAUGCUCUUUCUGUAAUAUUUUCAUCAUUUUAUUACAUCAAGCAGAUAUGAUUGUCUAGGGCCAGGGUAUAACAACCAUAAUGAACAGGGAGACUAAAACGAUGGCAUCUUGAGAGGUUAGGCAUAGGUGUUUUGGUCAAUACUAAUCCUGCGGGUUUCCUUUGUCAGAGGCCCUUCUGUUUUAAUUCAAGCAGAUUCUUCGUGACAUUUAAGAAUCUGUUCAUUUCGAACUCAUCAAUAAGGUUGCAGUUUGUUUUCGACAAAAUUAUCGAUGAAUUUUAAUUUCCAAGCAAUUUCAUCCGUACACAAAAGUGCUUGACCCUCUGUAACAUUUAAACAACAUUAAAGAUAAAAUGAUCAAUUUGAAUUAUUUCAAUGCCAAACACUUUCCCACUUUUUCUAAAGUUUGGGUGGAAUGAUGCAAGUAGAAUGAUUCAGUAAUAUUCAAGUGCUUGAUUUGUAAUGUUCCACACACGCUGACCUUGCUGUCUUAUAGGAGGCAGCACUGGACAAAACAAUCAUGAAUAUAUUAGUGCUAACCUAAUACAUGGUUUCAUAUUUACCAAAUGUCCCCAUGGUAGUUAAAUAUUUAACUUUUAAAGAUCCAUCGUCUUGAAAAUAAAACUGGGAGAGCCUUGUAUUUAUAUAGGAAUGAGGGAUUAAAACAGGUAAUGUUAUAGACGUAUGAGGCUCUGCUCUGCUUGCUUCCCAGAACAACAGGAUUUGCCAAACACUUGAUGAAGGAAAAAAAUUAUAAUGUUGAAUGCAAUGUGAUAUUUUGAAAUGUGUGUCCUUCCAAAGGAAUUGAUAGUCACUAAUUAGCCAAAGGGUUUAUAAGUAGAGGUACAGAUUUUAUAAAUCAGAGAAAAUACUGCAGUUUUUAAAGCUAAAGCAGGAUGAGCAAUUUUGAGAAGGAAAUUGUAUUUUCUAUAUUUUAGUGGAUUAAAUUAUAGUGUAAAGGAGGUGAAUUUAUAAUUUUAAAAUCAUUGCCUUUACCAAGAGAAAUAUCUAUCGUGCCCGUCAAAAACAACCUUCGAAUAGUUUAACGCAUUGAUUUAUGUCAUGCUGUUCUAAUCAUGCCUUUGAUAUUGAUUUGUAUCAAAUGGUUAAAUAUUGGGGAAUGUGGGAUUGUUUUGACCUGCAUUGUGGUGCAACAGACAGUUUAAAAAGUCAUUUAGAGUUUGAAUGUACUUGUUGUUUGAAGUACUUUGUCAUCAUGAUUCCCACAGUUCUGCUUGUAUUGGUAUUAUCUUCACAUGGGAUUAUUGAUUAGGCCCAUUGUUUGGAUUUACAACUAGAUUAACAACAUAUUAAACUAAAAGCACAGAACCAAUUGAAAGCCAAAAAUGUAAAUGCCAUAGAAUGUCUUCCCAAAGCAACACUAAUGAUAUGAUUAUUUUUGCACACCAUUGAAAUUUGAGAUCAGUAAUGUGAUAAAUGUUGCAGUUCCAGAAAAAUGAACCAUUCUUAAACUGGACUCUGAUGUGUUGCCAUAGCUACAAAGGCACUUCUAUAUUCACCUUGCAUCUUUUGUUGUGCUUUGUGCUUGGUAAUGUUACCCCACACUCUGCCUGUUCCAGUCACACUUACACUUGACCUCUGUCAAACCUGCUCCCAUGCCACUGCCAAUGUUGCACUUAACCAGCCAUUUGAAAAUAGAAGUUUAGGUCAUUGAAUCUGACAGAUUCCUUGCCAAUAUAAAAAUAGCACCAAUCUGAUGUUUGCAAUCUUGUAAUAAUGAUAUAACCUAUAUUUGGGAUUAGUGUUCAAGAUCCAGACUGAUGUUGGAUCGCAGGAUAAUGGUUUGAAACACCAAUAUGCUUUGUCAAUGCACUAUCACACAUACUUAAUAGAAGUUUCAUUAGUAAGAGCAUAAUCUAAAUCAGCCAAAGAAUAUUAAACAGAAUGGGAGGGCAAAUUAUGAAUAGACACCAUGUUUGAAGGGGCGAUUGAAUAUGCUAAUGAGAAAUAAUCCCUUAAAAUGCAAAAAACCCUGCAGUUUAGAUUUGAAAGAAAUAUGAGGGGUUGGUAUAUUUUUGUGACAAAGUAUAUUUUCAAAGUAGCGAUGGAUUAAUUCCUUAAAUGCAGUUUCAUUGUAAAGACAAUGCAAGAUAGUUUAUCAUUUAUGAAUUCCUCACAAUGAUUGUAGUCCUAAAUCAGGCCAAUGUCCAAAUAUUUGAGAUAAAUGAUGCAGGACUGCGAUUGGGCAAUGUUAUGCGCCAUUUUAUCCAAUCAUGAAUUCAAAAAGCAACUGGGUGAAAUUCCAAUCGUUAAAUAUCAUGGACAUGUUAGUUUCUCCUGUGCAGGAAGGAACUGCAGAUGCUGGUUUAAACCCAAGAUAGACAAAAAAGCUGGAGUAACUCAGCAGGUCAGACAACAUUACUAGACAGAAGGAAUAGGUGACGUUUUGGGUCUAGACCCUUCUACAGUCAGGGGAAAGAAAAACCUUUCCCCGGACUCUGUCUGAAGAAGGGUCUUGACCCAAAACACUACCCAUCCCUUCUCUCUAGAAAUGCUACCUGACCUGCUAACUUAUUCCAGGAUUUUUGUGUCUAUCUUCUGUUAGUUUCCCCUGUUUAUUCAUGCCGAAAUAAAAGAUUGUCACUUUAAUCUCAGAUUAUGGAC